This is a messenger RNA of Magallana angulata, 5133 nucleotides long. RefSeq lists its product as uncharacterized. The coding region runs from base 1 to 5133 and encodes 1710 amino acids. Gene Ontology annotation, molecular function: nucleic acid binding. The record is from RefSeq and is a predicted model, not a curated record. Lineage: Eukaryota; Metazoa; Mollusca; Bivalvia; Ostreida; Ostreidae. The transcript has a single exon.
AUGGAGCCAUCGGAAGUAGUGGACCCCGUCAGGGUCAAGAAGGAGCCGGUCUCACCCCGUGAGAAGGAUUCACACUCCAUGAAGAAACCCACAUCGAAACACGGAUCGCAAAGCAGUAUGAAACAUUCAUCCUCUUCAAGCAUCAUGAAGCGUGCCAAAGCAGAAGCUGCUCGUGCUCUCAUAAGGCUAGCUGAAGAGGAGGCAGCUCUCAGGAAAACGUUAUCUCAGCUUGAGGAACAGGACGAGAUUGACCAAGCAACUAUUAGAGCCUCAGCAGUGAGAAGGAGAUCCGAUUACAACGCAGAUAUGGAUCUACUGACAGCCAAGAAAACAGCAGCUGCACUGGAUGCAGAAGCUAGAGUGUAUGAACAGGAAUCUGUUGGAGGUGACUUAAGUGAAUUUGAUAACAUUGAUGAUGAUAUUCGUGUACCAGAGGAAGACCCUCAUGAGAGGACUAGUGAAUAUGUGAACACUGUGCAUUUGGAAGGACAAAGUGAAACCAUGUGCCCAGACGCAUCCAUUGUUCCACAAAACGCUACACACAGACCACAAUCCGAACCACAGCCAGUAUCUCAUGCUACCCAUGAGAUGAACGACUCACGCCGAGCAAUUCUGACCAAUAACCCAGUAGAUACAUAUCGCGACCUUCCUGAAUCAGAUAUACGUCCGCAAACACCAGCUACAACAUAUGCAGAGAUGCCGCCUGUCACGCGUCCAAACAUUCCAAUGUUUCCUGACAUUUCCAAAUUCCUCUUAAGGAGAGAACUGUUAAUGUCUAGACUCUAUCAAUUUUGUGACAAACCAGAAACCUAUUUCGUGAGGAAAUCGAGUUUCAAAAAUGUCCUCGCCGACUUACAAGUUUCUGAUUUUGAGCAACUUGACCUUUUGGUGAAGUGGCUAGGGCCAGAAUCCAGCUCAUAUGCCUUGAGUAUUCGGGCCGCCAAUGCAGACAACCCGUCGAAAGCUCUGCGUCUCCUAUGGGAGAGGUUGGACCAAAGAUAUGGUGCACCCGAAAUGAUUGAAAGCAUUUUAAAGGACAAGCUUGCCAAAUUUCCUAGACUUAGCAUCAAGGAUACACAGAAACUCUUUGAACUUGCUGACCUACUUACAGAAAUUCUAAGUUUAAAGGAACAGACAGCAUACAAGCCACUUCUAGCAUAUUUCGACUCUUCGGUUGGGAUAAAUCCAAUCAUAGAAAAGUUACCUCACAACAUGAGGGAAAAGUGGAUCUCAAGAGCCUACAACUACAAAGAGACCAAGCAGUGCUUUCCACCGUUUAAGUUUUUUGUUGACUUUGUAAGGGAAAUGAGCCGCGUCAGGAAUGACCCAAGUUUUUCCUUCACCGAAACUAUGAACACACCGCAGAAGUUCAUUCGCUCGUCUCCCUUAGCUGUUAAGACUCGAAUUACCACUGCAAGGACAGAAAUUUCCUCAGAUUCGAGGGACGACACCGUCUGUGCCAUUCACGGAACAAGCCAUCGACUAAGUGAGUGCCGCGCAUUCCAGACUAAACCAUUAGAAGCCCGGAAGGCCCUUCUCAGAGAAAAGGGGUUGUGCUUUAAGUGCUGUGACUUCAUGCAUAAAAGCAGACACUGUAGGGAAAAGAUUAAGUGUACCAUUUGUGAUAGUGACAAGCAUGUGACAGUUAUGCAUGGAGACACCCCCUCUAAAGUUCAUGGCGGGGAGAGAACUCCUCAUUCAGGGAGAAAUACCUUCAGAACUACAUCCAAUCCACUUGUGGUGGAGUCCUCAUGCACGGAGAUCUGCGGAAAUAUGACCUACGGGAAGUCGUGUGCCAAGAUCUUGCCUGUGUUUGUACAUCAUAGCAAAGAUCCAAGGACCCGCGUGAAAAUGUACAUAAUUCUCGAUGACCAAAGCAAUCGAUCUCUUGCCAGAAGUUCGUUCUUCGACAUGUUCAAGAUUUGUUCACCACCCGAGGAAUACAUCAUGAACUCUUGCAAUGGAAAACUCGUAACUUCUGGUCGACGUGCCUCGGGUUUUGUGAUGGAAUCCUGCGAUCGCCAUGUGAGCAUAGACUUACCUGUUCUCAUUGAAUGUGACAAUAUACCAAACAACAGACAGGAAAUUCCAUCGCCGGAUGUCACGAGAUAUCAUCCACACCUUGGUGACAUUGAGCUUGACCGCUUAGAUGACCAGUGCCAAAUCUUGUUGCUCAUCGGCAGAGACGUACCAUAUGUACACCGCAUUCUCGAUCAGAAAACUGGCCAUCCCGAUGCACCGAUUGGACUUCGAUCCCCAUUAGGAUGGACUGUGGUUGGUGACGUGUGCCUUGGAUCUCAGCAUCAAAGUAAUGACGUCAAUGUAUACAAAACUUUUGUAUUAUCCAAUGGACGACCAUCCUUAUUACGACCUUGCGAGAACCAACUCGUGAUUAAAGAUUCCCCAAUGUCAAAUAGUUGUACCAAGCAACUUCUAGGUAUUGAUGAUAAGACAUUUUUACUUACUCCUGACGACAAUAAGCCAGGAUUAUCUACAGAAGAUAGAAUCUUCCUUGAGGAAAUGGAAAAAAACUUCAGAAAGAACUCGGAUGGUAACUGGGAGGCCCCACUUCCGUUUAAGAGCCAGCGCCCACGUUUACCAAAUAACCGUUCCAUGGCUUUGGACAGAGCUAACAGAUUCGAUCUUAGUCUUAAAAGGGAUCCUGUAAAACAAAAACAUUUUAUCGAUUUCAUGCAGAAACUCUUUAAUCAUAAGCAUGUCGAGGUAGCGCCACCUGUUGACGAGGAGGAAGAAGUUUGGUAUCUACCUGUCGUCGGCGUAUAUCACCCUCGCAAGCCAGACCAGAUAAGAGGAGUGUUCGACUCUUCGGCUACCUUUCGUGGACUAUCCUUGAACGAUGUCUUGAUGUCUGGCCCAGAUUUGAACAACAGUCUGCUCGGAGUGCUCAUUAGAUUCCGAAAGGAGCCAGUGGCCAUAACAGCCGACAUACAGCAAAUGUUUCAUUGUUUUUAUGUUAGACCCGAUCAUAGAAACUACUUGCGCUUCUUCUGGCACCGAAACAAUGACUUCAACGAAGACCUGAUAGAACACAGGAUGAGGGUCCAUGUGUUCGGAAAUAAACCAUCGCCCUCCGUAGCCACGUACGGUCUACACAGAACUGCAUUAGACGCUAAGGAUUCCUUUGGACCAGAUGUCACAGACUUUGUUCUGAAACACUUCUACGUAGACGACGGUUUGAUAUCUGUACCCACCGAGAAACAAGCAGUAGACCUGAUGAAACGAACUCAACAUGCUUUAGCUGUUCAUGGUAAUUUACGUCUGCAUAAGAUUGCUUCAAACAGCAAGGAUGUCGUACGAGAAUUUGAUCCAGACGAUCUGUCGAAGGAGCUAAAGAGCCUAGAACUAUCAGCUGACUUACCUGUACAAAGGAGCUUAGGACUCUACUGGAACAUGAACCUUGAUACAUUUACCUUCCAGAUCUCCAGCGAGGAGAAACCCUUGACUCGUCGUGGAGUAUUAUCUGUGAUAAACAGUAUCUACGAUCCCUUAGGAUUUGCCGCACCGGUGACGAUAGAAGGGAAGCUGAUACUGCGCCAGCUGACAGUUGGAAGCACUGGAUGGGACGAGCCACUCAUCGAUAUCGAAGGACAGAAAUGGCAGACAUGGAAAAGGAUGCUUUCCGAUCUCCAAGAUGUAUCCAUACCCCGUCAGUAUGUUCCAUGUUCUCUGCAAGGGAAUAUUCGUAUCAAGCUACAUGUGUUUUGUGACGCAUCUGAGAAAGCAAUUGCUGCGGUUGCCUACAUUCAUGUGAUUUAUGAUGAAAACAAACACUAUGUAGGAUUUGUUAUUGGGAAGACCAAAGUUGCGCCCCCUCAUGGGCAUACGAUACCAAGACUCGAAUUGUGCUCUGCUCUUCUUGCAGUUGAAAUCUACCAAUUGGCCAAUGAACAUUUGAACAUCGAGUUUGACUCUGUGAAAUUCUACUCCGAUAGUAGAGUAGUUCUGGGGUAUAUUACCAACCAGACAAGAAGGUUUUUCAUUUACGUUUCGAAUCGAGUUGAGCAAAUACUCAAGCAUUCGACCCCGGAGCAAUGGAAUUACAUUCCUACAGGACUAAACCCUGCCGACAUUGGGACCAGAGGCAUAGCAGCUAACAAGCUUCAAAGCAGUGCUUGGAUACAGGGACCCACUGAUUUUCUCAUGAGACAGUCAUUAGAACCUGAUGAUGCCUCUAACCUGAUUACCUGCAAAUCUGAUGUGAAUACCUACCUGUCUGAAGUCGAGCCAGUACCUGAAGCUACAUCUGGACAAAGUAUUGUUGACAGAUUUGAGCGGUUCUCUCAGUGGUCUAGACUGGUGCGUGCGUUCGGUAUUCUGAAAACUAGAGCACGCCAAAGGAGAAAGAAGACGUCAUACAAUCAGUCUGUUACCUUCAGAGAAGCUGAAAACUUUAUCAUAAGUGUAGUACAGCACAGCAUUUAUAGCGAAGAGAUUCGAUGUAUCAGCAGUGCCCAGGCCCUUCAGAGAGGAAGCGCGAUUCAAGCACUGGGUCCAGUCCUAGACGAGCAGGGCAUCCUACGUGUAGGAGGGAGACUCAACAAAUUGAAGUUGGAUAACUUUGAGAGGAACCCAGCUAUUAUCCCAGGGUCUCAUCACAUUGCUACCUUACUAGUCCGUCAUCACCAUGACCUAUUGAAACACCAGGGCCGUCACCUUACAGAGGGCGCUGUCAGAUCUGCAGGACUCUGGAUCACUGGAGGAAAAAGACUUGUGUCUUCAGUUAUUUACAAAUGCAUCACCUGCAAGAAGCUGAGAGGAAAGAUUGCGGCACAGAAAAUGGCUGACCUCCCAGCUGACCGGCUUGAACCUGCACCUCCAUUCACCAACGUCGGUGUUGACGUCUUUGGCCCCUGGCAGGUCAUCACUAGAAAAACACGAGGAGGGAGUGCAUCCUCCAAACGAUGGGGUGUUUUAUUUACAUGCUUAGUGACGAGAGCGAUUCACAUAGAAGUAGUUGAUUCGUUAAGUUCUUCAGCAUUCAUCAAUGCAGUGCGCCGAUUUACCAGUAUUAGAGGGAAAGUUAAGAUAUUUCGGUCGGACAGAGGUACCAAUUUCAUUGGAGCAACAGACGACCUGAAAUUGAUACCAUCAGCGUUGAAGAGGACACAUUGA